AAAUCAGCGCCAGCGGCCCGGCCGUGCCGCGAGGCAGCCCCGCCCCACCCGCAGCGAUCGUCAAGAGCCAAAACGAUCUCGCAGUGGUAGGCACACGGCAGGAGACGGACGGCGGCAGCCCGAGGGCAGCCCAAAAACUCAUAGAGCAGGAUGUUCAGCAAGCGCGCCUUCAACGCGCGGCGGCGCAAGACCCAGGCCCUCGCCAAGAAGCCCGUCAAAGUAGCCAAUGAAAAACCUACAACAGAAAUUUUCGUCAAUCAGACCGUGAUUCCCUUCAAGAAGACCUGCGACUUCUGCGAAGAGAAGCGCGCGGUUUUUCAUUGCCCGAAAUGCACGACGACGGCGACGGGUACCGGAGAUUUUCUUUGCGAUAGCUGUGAUCUCGAGGUCCACCGCCACGUCAAGAGAAGAAAUCAUAUUAGAACCCAAAUCCCGGACGUCACGGCGCGGGAAGCGGUGCACAAGAUCAUGGGCUGCUUCAAGUACCUGUUGGCGCGCAAGGUCCUCGUGGCCAAGUGCCGCCUCGAGUUCCAGCGCUUCUUCGACCCCCCUACGAAGACGUACUUCUACUUCCGGCCGUCGAUCCAGGUUUCUAGCCGGCGUCCUAUGUACUUUCUUCGCGUCGCGGCGAUGGCGUAUGCUCCGGUCCGGUCCGUCGAACGCCCGCGUGGCGCCGCUCGAGGUCUUUGGCGCCGCGGCCGCGGCCGAGCCCACUUCAGAGCCUACGGCCAAGCCGACGAACGCGCAUCGCCGCGGUGAGAGAGAACACGCCAUCGCCGCAAGAGACAAAGCCAACACCACAAAAACCAACGCAGGAGACGUCCUGGCGCAAGCCCCUCUGCCUCAAGGAGGCGGAGCUCUGCCCCUACCCGUCCUUCGACGACUACGUCUUCCGGAUCCAGGCGCGGCCACCGCGUCCGAGGGGCCUUCACUCGCGUCGAUGGCGUACGGAUGGACGCCGCGGCGCGUCGGUGGCGCGGUGGCGGACGAGGGCGCUGAGAGAGACGUAGACAGAGGGACAUGAACAGCAACAACGCAGGGCCUCGCGCGUCACAAGGCCGCGCGCAACUACUUGAUCGAGCUCAUCCGCCAGACCUACGACAAGAUCUUCUCGCGGGAGUACACGCGCUUCUACUACCACUUCAACGGGAAGUCGACGCUCGUGCCGCGCGUGGCCUGGACGAAGCCGCGGUUCCUCUACUGGCGCGACCUCAAGGCGUUCAAGAGCGAGGACGUCGCCGCGCUGAUGAUCCAGAACCAGUGGCACGCCUACAAGGCGCGCCAGUUCAUGAUGAACGCCGUGCGCGCGCAGUACACCGUCAAGACGGACCCCCUGACGGGGCGCCUCAUGUACACGAACGUGCACACGCACAAGCGCGGCUUCAAGAAGCCGCCUUUGUUAGGUAGCGAGGAACUGGAUCCCGAGGACAUGAGCCUCUGGGGCAUUUAUCGGCUGGGCGUGUUCUUCCGGCGGCUCGGUUAUGGGUUCAUCGCGCCGGAGCUCCGAAGGUUGAUGCUGUGCGGAAAUCACCAUCGACGCGACGUCGUCCCCGUGAUGCAUCUGAAGGUAUAACUCACUGGUUGAUUUCGACACAGGUUCGACGUGGACGGGGCGCUUCUCCUGUCCUUCGAGUGGCAGGACUACGUCGAUUUAGGAUUCACGCAGUCGCACGUCAUCAAGCGCGUUUUACUGCAAAUAGAAAAAAGGGCCUUCUUCAAGAGCCACCGCGAUUUACCCGUAACGCUAGUACGACGGGACCGGCUGCGAUAUCACCACCGCGUGGAGAAGGCGGCGAUCAGCAUUCAGAGAAGGUACCGCGUCAUCUACGCCGCUUUACAAAGGGCGCGCGCGGCCGAGCGCGAGCGCGUCGAGAAGGCGAAGAAGAAGGCCGAGAAGGACCGCAAGGAAGGAGGUUUGUGGUGGUCCGGGAAAAUAAAAAAUCUGCCCGUGCCGGACCACGGCAAGGUCUAUGGGAACCGGACGGUGGAGACGGUGCACGGCUGGGGCUCGUGGAUCGGGGAAAAGUGGGUGCCCCUCGACGACAAGACGCGGCCGCACAAGCAGCGCUACAAGCACAAUCCCUUGAACGUGCGCUUCAAGUUCGCGCGGACCCUGCACUUCAAGAACGACGACGCGGUCCAGGAGCAGCGCGCGGCGUUGGUCGCGCGCUUGCUCGAGGAGGACAUGCGCCAGCGCCAGGCCGAGGCGGCCGUGGCCGCGGCGGACAAGAAGGCGCGGCGGGCCUAACGAUGUGUGUGUGUUGAUGGGG
Pelagomonas calceolata is the source of this 2270-nucleotide messenger RNA. Lineage: Eukaryota; Pelagophyceae; Pelagomonadales; Pelagomonadaceae. The record is from the annotation of a GenBank genome assembly.